ACAUCGGCGCGGGCGCACCUUGGGACGUUUAAAAACUCCUAUUAUGCGUCGGACUCUAAUCUCUGUACUCGAAAAGCAGUUAUAGGUGCGUCUUAGAGACCCGAGGUGUAGGGCGAUGGAGACGGAAGAAGGUGUGCCGCUGUCGGCGUCGCGACAGAAGGGCGGGCGCCGGUGGCUGGCGGCCGUGGAGCGGCGGCUGCCGGUGGUGGCGUGGGCGCGGCGGUACGACCGGCUGACGGCCGUAGCGGACGCGGUGGCGGGCGUCACGCUCGGCCUCACGCUCGUGCCGCAGAGCAUCGCGUACGCCGCCCUCGCCGAGUUGCCAGUGCAGGUCGGCCUUUACACCUCGUUCGUGGGCGCCAUUCUGUACACGUUCCUGGGCACAGUGAAGGAGGUAUCCAUCGGGCCCACCAGCCUGAUGGCGCUGUUGACGCUGCAGGCGUGCCGCGGCCUCGGCCUGCAGUACGUGGUGUUGCUCACCUUCCUCUCCGGGGUCGUCGUCAUGCUCAUGGGCUUGUUGAGACUGGGGUUCAUAGUGGACUUGAUAUCGCCAUCGGUGACGAGCGGGUUCACGUCUGCGACGGCGGUGAUCAUAGUGGUGUCGCAGCUGAAGGGCGCGCUGGGGCUGAGUUUCAGCGCGGCCUCGGCGCUGGACCACGCGCGCCAGCUGGCCGCCCACGCGCACCGCACGCGCCCCGCCGACUGCGCGCUCGCCGCCCUCUGCUGCGCCACGCUGCUCGCGCUCAGGGUUAGAACGCUUGUGGACUACACUCAAUUUUCAGGUCACGCUAUGUCAGGCCAUAUGUAGGUAAUACGCGCUUGUGCACUGUCAGGAAUUUUACCGUUCGGAAUUUUACUUUUCUCUAUUCCGGACCGGUCUUUUCAGGUCCGUGAUAGCGGCAGUGAAAAACGUGUUUACGCUUGUGCACUGCUGUGUCCUCGAUCCGGAAAAUUAAUGAGCCUGCGGAGUAGGCUUGGGAAAAAAUAAUCGAUUUAUGAAAAAUCGAUAUUUAUUUCUACGAUAUUGUUAAUUUUCAAUAAACUUAAACUCGAUAUUUAUUGUAGAUUAUAAAAUGCUUUAUUUUGUAUGAUGAUUUAAUAUAGUUGGUAAAUAUCACUGCAUAUGCUUUGGCAAACUCGGUAUAGUUCUAAUUUGAUCAGCGUAUGGUUCUAGUAUCGAUUACUUUCGUAGAUUUUAGCUAGAUUUUAGAAUCGUAUUGAAAGUAUCGAUUACUUAAAGUAAGAUAAAUAAGUGUUGUUACUCUUAGACGCCUUAACAACUGAACCCAUCUUAAUGGAAAUUAAUAUAGAAACAGACUUAACCUUGAGAAAGGACAUAUGCUACCUUUUAUUGCGAAAAAGAGGUGGAAAUAGGGGAUGAAAGUUUGCAUGGAAAUUUUGUCAGUAUCAAAAUUUGCUUUUAGACAAUUGAUAAGUAUAAAUAAAUAUUUGAUAACUAAUCGCUUGAAAUUGUUUUUAUAAAACUUCGAAAAAAAAAUAGCACGAUUAUAAAUUUAAAAAUCAAGUACUAGAACAUUAUAAGUUAUUAUAUGUGAAUAAUGCUGUUCCUAAAUUAAUAUUUUUUACAUCUGAUAGUAGUCAUCCAUAUUACAAUAGUAAAAAAAAUGCUUCCGUCUUGCCUCAAUUUAUUAUGUUUUAUGUGAAAUGAUCCUGUCAGGUCAUUAUUUAGGUACCUUUCACUUAUAAGGGGAUGAAUCCAAUAUUUGUUCUGUCUUCUACGUCUUUGCACGUAGAGAAACAAAGCAAGCAAUUACCGACUUUCAAAAAUCUCAUCUGGAUGCGGGAGUCCUGCGCCUCCCGUUGGAAAUCUUUGGGAGAGGCCUAUGCCCAGCAGUGGGCGUCUCUCGGUUGAUAUGAUGAUGAUGAUGAAAAAUCUCAUCGUCGUAAGUAACGUGUAUUUUCAAAGAGAGCUGCCCUAAACUGCGCUGCUCCGAUCAGGAGAAAAAAGGACAAGUGCACAAGCUACUCAUCCGGGUUUUUCAUGUCAUUUCGGACCGGAAAAAAUCGGUCCGCCGGACCUGAAAAUUCAAUGUAGUGCACAAGCGCCCUUACUGAUACACCCCCCCACCCUGCGGGGCACAGGCCAAGUCUGAGGCAGGCCGGACGGUUUAACCACUGCCUCUUUCGAGCUCCACUCUACGCCAUCAAAUUAAUACUAUAUCUAUACGCUGAAAGUUCAUUGCUUUUUUUAUGUCACACUGGUCAUCGUAAAAAAGUGAAAGACAUUCCGGUGCGCGGUGCGGGGGCGCGCAAGGCCCUGUGGAUGCUGUGCAUCAGUCGCAACGCUCUGGUCGUGGUGGCCGCCUCCACAUUCGCGUACUGCACGCAUCGGCCCGACCGAGAACCGCUCGUCCUCCUAUCCGGUCGAGUGAAGCCCGGCCUGCCGAGUAUCUCGCUGCCUCCGUUCAGCGUGACGGAGGGCAACGUGACGGUGCCGUUCACGGGCAUGGUGCGCCGGCUGGGGCCGUCCGUGCUGCUGCUGCCUAUGGUCAUGGUGGUCGCCAACAUCGCCAUAGCGAAAGCCUUCACGCGCGCGGGCCCCGUGCGGGCGUCGCAGGAGAUGGUGACGUUGGGCGCGUGCAACGCGGCGGGCGCGUGCGUGGGCGCCAUGCCCGCGUGCGGCGCCUUCACGCGCUCCGCCGUCGCGCACGGCUCCGGCGUGCGCACGCCCGCCGCCUCGCUGUACACGGGUGGGUACACGUCACACCGCCCUAUCGCAUACGGUCGCACGCAACGCGGCGGGCGCGUGCGUGGGCGCCAUGCCCGCGUGCGGCGCCUUCACGCGCUCCGCCGUCGCGCACGGCUCCGGCGUGCGCACGCCCGCCGCCUCGCUGUACACGGGUGGGUACACGUCACACCGCCCUAUCGCAUACGGUCGCACGCAACGCGGCGGGCGCGUGCGUGGGCGCCAUGCCCGCGUGCGGCGCCUUCACGCGCUCCGCCGUCGCGCACGGCUCCGGCGUGCGCACGCCCGCCGCCUCGCUGUACACGGGUGGGUACACGUCACACCGCCCUAUCGCAUACGGUCGCACGCAACGCGGCGGGCGCGUGCGUGGGCGCCAUGCCCGCGUGCGGCGCCUUCACGCGCUCCGCCGUCGCGCACGGCUCCGGCGUGCGCACGCCCGCCGCCUCGCUGUACACGGGUGGGUACACGUCACACCGCCCUAUCGCAUACGGUCGCACGCAACGCGGCGGGCGCGUGCGUGGGCGCCAUGCCCGCGUGCGGCGCCUUCACGCGCUCCGCCGUCGCGCACGGCUCCGGCGUGCGCACGCCCGCCGCCUCGCUGUACACGGGUGGGUACACGUCACACCGCCCUAUCGCAUACGGUCGCACGCAACGCGGCGGGCGCGUGCGUGGGCGCCAUGCCCGCGUGCGGCGCCUUCACGCGCUCCGCCGUCGCGCACGGCUCCGGCGUGCGCACGCCCGCCGCCUCGCUGUACACGGGUGGGUACACGUCACACCGCCCUAUCGCAUACGGUCGCACGCAACGCGGCGGGCGCGUGCGUGGGCGCCAUGCCCGCGUGCGGCGCCUUCACGCGCUCCGCCGUCGCGCACGGCUCCGGCGUGCGCACGCCCGCCGCCUCGCUGUACACGGGUGGGUACACGUCACACCGCCCUAUCGCAUACGGUCGCACGCAACGCGGCGGGCGCGUGCGUGGGCGCCAUGCCCGCGUGCGGCGCCUUCACGCGCUCCGCCGUCGCGCACGGCUCCGGCGUGCGCACGCCCGCCGCCUCGCUGUACACGGGUGGGUACACGUCACACCGCCCUAUCGCAUACGGUCGCACGCAACGCGGCGGGCGCGUGCGUGGGCGCCAUGCCCGCGUGCGGCGCCUUCACGCGCUCCGCCGUCGCGCACGGCUCCGGCGUGCGCACGCCCGCCGCCUCGCUGUACACGGGUGGGUACACGUCACACCGCCCUAUCGCAUACGGUCGCACGCAACGCGGCGGGCGCGUGCGUGGGCGCCAUGCCCGCGUGCGGCGCCUUCACGCGCUCCGCCGUCGCGCACGGCUCCGGCGUGCGCACGCCCGCCGCCUCGCUGUACACGGGUGGGUACACGUCACACCGCCCUAUCGCAUACGGUCGCACGCAACGCGGCGGGCGCGUGCGUGGGCGCCAUGCCCGCGUGCGGCGCCUUCACGCGCUCCGCCGUCGCGCACGGCUCCGGCGUGCGCACGCCCGCCGCCUCGCUGUACACGGGUGGGUACACGUCACACCGCCCUAUCGCAUACGGUCGCACGCAACGCGGCGGGCGCGUGCGUGGGCGCCAUGCCCGCGUGCGGCGCCUUCACGCGCUCCGCCGUCGCGCACGGCUCCGGCGUGCGCACGCCCGCCGCCUCGCUGUACACGGAUCGACGUGCAGACCGUGGUGGCGCUGUGGCGGCGCGACCGGCGCGAGGUGGUGGUGGUGUGGUGCACGCUGGGCGUGGGCGUGGCCGCCACGGUGGAGCUGGGCGUGCUGGCGGGCGUGGCCGCGGCGCUCGCGCUGCUGCUCUACGACCUGGCCGGGCCCCACCACACCGCACGCGACACGCUGCGGCUGAUCAAGGUCAGUUUCAAUUUCGUUGUUCUUUGGAUCCGAGAAAACUACGAAGUUAUUUUCAUUUUUUAGGUCACGUGAUAGGUAAGAAAUUUUAGAUGAUCGCGUAGCGUAGCGUAGAAUGGCGCCAUUCAAUGAAAUGGCUAGCCGCCCAAUCGAAUGGCUGAUAUAAUACGGCAGACAUAUAUACCUAGCGGAGAAAGUAUACUUGGGCUUUGAUGUUUUAGUCGUUUCAAUAUUUUUUUUCUAUUUUUAUUUGAAACUAUUUAUAUGAUCGAGACGCGGGGCGGGCAGGCGGUGGUGUGGCGGCCGCAGCGCGCGCUAGUGUUCCUGAACGUGGAGCGCGCGUGUGCGCACGUGCUGCACACACUCGCGCGCACGCACACAGACGCGCGCACGCACACAGACGCGCCCGCGCACGCACACACGCUGGCGGGCGCGGGCGGCGCGCUGCUGCCGUACGGCGCGGGCGGCGCGACGCUGCAGCGGCUGGCCGCCUCCGCGCUGCAGCAGCGCGCGCUGCACGCCCGCACCGCCGCCGCCGCCGCCGCCGCGCUGCACACCGCCGCCGCCGAGGCUGCGCCGCUGCUGCGGGACCAGGCGCCCGAUGCGCCCGCCCCUGACUGUUCCGUGUGA
Molecule: messenger RNA, 5197 nt
Organism: Diatraea saccharalis (sugarcane borer)
Lineage: Eukaryota; Metazoa; Arthropoda; Insecta; Lepidoptera; Crambidae
Source: the annotation of a GenBank genome assembly